Molecule: messenger RNA, 1063 nt
Organism: Fragaria vesca subsp. vesca
Lineage: Eukaryota; Viridiplantae; Streptophyta; Magnoliopsida; Rosales; Rosaceae
Exons: 5
Coding region: 12-626 (204 amino acids)
Source: RefSeq, a predicted model, not a curated record
GAAGGAAAACGAUGGAGGAAGACGGAGGAGAACAAACUCAGCCGCCGCAUCCGGUGACCUCCGAAACCUCAAUCUCCGACCCGAACCUAAAUCCACCGUCCACGUGUCCCGAUACCUCACUCGAUCCUACGCACUCCGACGGCUCCGACUCAGACCCGCCGUCCACGUGUCCCGAUACCGCACUCGAUCCUACGCACUCCAACGGCUCCGACUCAAACCCACCGUCCACGUGUCCCGAUACCGCACUCGAUCGUACACACUCCGACGGCUCCGACUCAAACCCGCCGCUGAACCAGACCGAGCUGUUCCGAGCUCUCGAAGUCGUCGAGAGAGACUCCGUCGCCAUCGCCGGAAGCUUCACCUCCCUGUUCUCCUCCCUCCGCCUCGCUCUCUCCGAGGUUACUAGCAACUCGGUCGAUCACAUGAGUUGCUUUAGCGACGCCGCCGGCCGGCUUCAAGAAUCCGUGCUUGAUGCCGCCACGAAGGGGAAUCGGUACAUAAAUUCAUGUCUCAGAUUGAAUGAAGAAAUGAAGGGCGUUGAGAAUCUAGCUUUACAGCUAAAAAUCUUGAGAAGAAAUGUUGAUGCUCUAGACUCCGGAGUUAACAAGCUCCUCCGCCUUCCAUGAUGCCGAUCUGCUCAACCUGCUACUAUCUCAAUUAUGGAUGUGUGAUCUUUUCGUCCAACAUAUUUGCUAAUUUGUGAUUGUUUCUUGGAAAUUAUAGUCAUUAUCAGGUCAUGUUUGGAUUUUCAUGAAACAUCUUGAGCACUCAUGAACUAGUUAUCCAAAUUAGUGCAAUCAGUGGACAAUCUUGUAAGUGUAGAAUGUUGAGAGCAUUUGGGGGUUGUUUAUGUGGCAAACAGCUAUUUUUGUGUAUAUUGUGAGCUGCUUGGAAUAUAUUUCCAAAGUUGCAGUUACCCUUGAUUGCCUAGAACUUUGGUUGCUGUACUGUUAUUAACUAUAAUGUCCUAAGGGGAACUACAAUAUGGAACUUCCCUUUUUCCACUAGUGGGGUAAAUACAUAAUGUUUGAACGUAGUCGGCCAAUUGAUUCUUCUUUUGUUU